Molecule: messenger RNA, 2822 nt
Organism: Oncorhynchus nerka (sockeye salmon)
Lineage: Eukaryota; Metazoa; Chordata; Actinopteri; Salmoniformes; Salmonidae
Product: phospholipase DDHD2-like
Exons: 18
Coding region: 552-2639 (695 amino acids)
Cellular component (GO): COPII-coated ER to Golgi transport vesicle; cytoplasm
Molecular function (GO): triacylglycerol lipase activity; metal ion binding; protein binding
Source: RefSeq, a predicted model, not a curated record
UUGCAGAUGUUCCCAUUCCCCACUCAAAGCUUGGAAUCCUCUUAGCUAGGUAUUAUUAUUGAGUUAUGAUUUUUGUAAUUUCUUUAGGAUUCUGCCAGUGAUUUAUAGCCUACAGGUUUACUGUUGUGUUGCUACACAUCUCUCUAUCGUCAUGGAAAUUUACCUUUGAUCCUACUACUGAAUCACUAAACCGGUGAUGUCAUUCAGAACAUACGAGUGUUGAGACCUGCUUGCGACAAGUAAAGUGUAUCAGAGGAAAGUCCACGCUGUUGGAAACCUCAACAAACCUUUGUGUCUUUUUGCGUUUAACAAUAUCUAAAUGGUUUUGGAUUUUUAUAUAUUCUAAGGAAGACUAUUUGCAACUUUCAACAGAGAGACAUCCUAGAGAUCCACUCAGGAGGAACUGCCAUAUUUGAUAGAGCCAUACUAUAACAUUAGCUGUACAUUGAAGGUAGCGUGUUAAAGCUUACUGGGUGACCAACCUGAGCCAAUCAAAUUACACCUCUGUCUUCAUACAGUAGCCAGACAGUAGCUUCACUGAUCUAUCUGCCAUGGAAGGUGUGACAGGUGUAUAUGAGCCGGUGCAGCACCAUUGGUUCCACUGCCAGAAUCCGGUGGACUGUAGAAGCUCCUGGAUCCCAUUCAGCAGAGAGGAUUCUCUACGGCUGGAGGAGACACACAAACAUGGGGAGACCAGUGGGGAGGAAGAAGUGGAUGUGGUGGUAGCCACAGAAGGGAGGCGUUUCGACGUGAGGCUGAAGGAGAGGAAGUGCUUUGCGGUGUACUGGGAGCAGCCCCCCUUGGAGGUGAGGCGCUGCUCCUGGUUCCACAAAGGAGACAAGGACAUCUCCUACACCCCUUACCCAGAGGACACCAGCCUCGUCCUGGAGGAGGCCUACAUGAUGGCAGUGAAGCUGAAUGACUGGAUGAAGAAGAUACAAUUCCCCACUGGAGAAACGGUGGUGUUGCACAGCCCUACGCUUAUGACACAGCAACAGACAAUCCCCUUGAAGGACUGGAUAAGCCUCCCCUCUGAGCAGAGUCAACCCAGGAUGGUCAAGAGGGGGCUAGAGGGUAUUAGAGUAGAGCUACCUGAAGGAGAACCUGACCAAGUGGACCACCUUGUGUUCAUGGUGCAUGGCAUUGGACCAACCUGUGACAUCCAGCUGCGUGGGGUCGUUCAGUGUGUGAAUGAUUUCCGGGGUGCCUCUCUCAGCCUACUGAGCAGUCACUUCAAGCAGAGUCAAGAUGGGACCCACAUGGGCCGUGUUGAGUUCCUGCCAGUCGACUGGCACCGGGUGCUACAUGGUGAUGCCACUGGGGUGGAUGAAGAUAUUCAGAGGAUCACCCUGCCCAGCAUCAGUCGUCUGCGUCAGUUCAGCAACAGCACGGUGUUGGACCUGUUCUUCUACAACAGCCCCACAUACUGCCAGACCAUCAUAGACACUGUGGCCUCAGAGAUCAACCGCCUCCACCAAGUCUUCCUCCAGCGACACCCACAAUUCACUGGGGAAGUGUCACUGGCUGGACACAGUUUGGGUUCUCUGAUCCUCUUUGACCUUCUGACAAAUCAAGAAAGAAGGAACAAAGAUGAAGAGGGAAGUAGCGUCAGCAGUCCAAGUGAAGCAACCCCAUUAGACUUUGAGAGCUUUGAGGACACACUUAGGAACUUUGGAUUGGGCAAGUAUGUCCAAAUGCUUUCAAAGGAGCAGAUGGACUUAGAAUCACUGGGGCUGUGUUCAGAGACAUUCUUCAAGGACUUGGGAAUACCCUUGGGGCCUCGCAAGAAGAUCAUGUACUUGUUGAAGAGAUGGAGAGGGCAGCAGGAAUCCAGGACAGGAACUUCACACCCAGUUCCUGGCAUCCCCGGCAUUGCCGGUGUGUAUUCCCAAGUCCAAGAACACCCGACCCUCCUUUCAGGCACCCCCUCCACCAGCCCAGUGGAUUACAAGUACUUUGACGUUGGCAUUGGCCAGGUGUCCAUCGUGUACCCUCAGCUGGCCUUCCAGCCACAGGCCUUCUUUGCCUUGGGCUCUCCUAUAGGAAUGUUCCUCACGGUGCGCGGCCUGAAGAGGAUCGAUCCCAAAUACAGCCUCCCCACCUGCAAAAGCUUCUACAACAUCUACCAUCCAUUUGACCCGGUGGCCUAUAGGAUUGAGCCCAUGGUGGUGUUUCCAGAUGUGGACUUGCCCCCCAUACUGAUCCCACAUCACAAGGGCAGGAAGAGGAUGCAUCUUGAGCUGAAAGACAGUUUGAAGCGUGUCAGCUCAGAUCUACUGCUCUCCAUCAGUACUUUCCGUGGUGUGUGGCAGACCCUCACCAUGCUACCUGUCAACACACUACCCCCGGUGGCCGGGGUAGGAACCACAGCUGCACUGCCACCUCAGGAGCCAGAAGGUGGGAGACCAGUGUGUAGUGGGGCCCCAAAUGGUACAGUCUCACCUACAGAGAUGAGGAAUAUCAGUGUUGGAAUGUUGAAUGGCGGACGUCGGUUUGAUUACGUCCUUCAGGAGAAACCCCUAGAGAGCUUCAACGAGUAUCUGUUUGCCAUUCAGAGCCAUCUCUGCUACUGGGAUUCCAAGGAUACUGUGCUGCUGCUUUUGAGGGAAAUCUAUGAGGGGAAGGGAAUCCUUCUCUAGCAUCUCCAAAUGUCAAUGUAAAUGAUGGAGCUUAUGAGUUGUGUAUAAUGCUUGUAAUAUACAGGAGGCUCUGGAAGCAUGCUACUGUAUGCAUCAAAUUGGUUUGAUUUCAUUAUAAAAAAUAGUUUAGUGUAUUGAGGCUUUUGUUAAAUGCACUUUAAAUAAAUUGUGAUUUGAUCUGGA